CGAGGGUUGCUUGGGUAGCUACUGUCAUGGCGGCGACUAUCCCCGAGGCUGGGGCGUCGGCGCCUGAGGCGGCGGGUUCCCCCGAAUCCCCACUGCAGUACAGCCUUCUUUUGCAAUACUUGGUGGGUGACAAGCGUCAGCCCCGGAUCCUGGAGCCUGGUAGCCUGGGUGGGAUCCCUAGUCCUGCCAAGAGCGAGGAGCAGAAGAUGAUUGAAAGGGCGAUGGAAAGCUGCGCCUUCAAGGCAGCGCUGGCCUGCGUGGGAGGAUUCGUCUUGGGAGGUGCAUUUGGGGUGUUCACGGCUGGCAUCGACACCAAUGUGGGCUUUGACCCUAAGGAUCCUUACCGAACGCCGACCGCAAAAGAAGUUCUUAAAGACAUGGGGCAGAGAGGAAUAUCCUACGCCAAAAACUUUGCCAUUGUGGGCGCCAUGUUUUCUUGCACUGAGUGUUUGGUAGAAUCUUACCGGGGAAGAUCGGAUUGGAAGAACAGUGUCAUUAGUGGUUGCAUCACUGGAGGAGCCAUUGGUUUCAGAGCUGGCUUAAAGGCUGGAGUAAUCGGUUGUGGAGGUUUUGCGGCUUUCUCUGCUGCGAUCGAUUAUUACCUCCGGUGAGAGGCAUUCCCCACAGAAGACGACAGCACCGGCUCAGCAUCAGAGCUGUUCAGAGGAGGACAGUUUCUGCACCACUCCGGGGUACUGGCUUGACAGACUGAAGACAUUGACUGUUCUCCCUCAUGUAGCUGGUGUCAUGAGGGAGCUGCCUGGCUGUGCUUUGCCCCGGCUUUCUGAGCAGCAACACUGCUGUUCCUGUAGCCCAGCAGGCUUGAUGGGGGAGGUACUGUCAGGUUCUCCCCUGAGGGCAGAUCAGGAGGUAACAUGUUGACUUUUAGGAAUUAAUCUCCACCACGUUUCAGUGCUGACCACAGCUGGACCUUUGGAGGUUUGGUACUGUGGGGGCGCACAGGUUCCUUACACACAGCCAGGAGCUGUUCUGCCUUGGCCCUCCAUACGGCCGUCCAUCUUGCAUAUCAGGGCAGGGCGAAGUCAGUCCGUGCUGCCAACCAGUUACAUCAUUUCUGUUUAGCAUUCUGCUAUCCUUGUGGUGAAAAAUAGAUAUUUAUAUUACAGUUUAAAAGCUUGGUAUAUUUUUAUCUCCAAAUUCCACAAUUCCCAAAAAAAGUGCCAGGUGGCCCAGAGAUUGAACAUCUAAAGGGGAAGAGUGAGAAAGCUUUUGAGAAGUCUGGGAUGUUAGAUUCUAAGGGUUUGUAGACUACAGUGUUAUCCUCACCAAGACUUACACUGGCCAGGCCUCACCCCACCCACCCUAAGGAGCCCAGCCUAGCCACUUCCUAGGCUGUACUGGAAUUCCAUGUAUAGGCCCGAUUGGAAUCUUCUAACAGUCGCUCCUGUGGGCUGGCUGCUAGGCCUGCCUGCCUGCAGUGUGCUGAACCACAUUGGUUUCAUGAUCUGAUCACUGGACCAGGCCCAGCUCAAGGACACAUGCGUGAAGGGCCCUGCUGUGGUCAUCCUGAUGACCAAACCACAGUAGCUAUUGUUUAUUUUAAUAUUAAUGUUUUCGACUUGACCUAGUCGCGUUUUUCUGACAUUAGUAGCUCAGCCUAAUUGUGUACGAUAAGCCUUUUACAAGUGGGAUCUGCCACUGGCGCUUCCUGACUUUGGUGCUCUGGUGCAGAGAUGAAACUGAUGGCCUCAGGCUUUUGCUCCUGGCAGGGCAGGCAGGCAGGCCCAGCGGGGCCAGGUGAUUCUGGCCAUCUCCAGCCGGUGGUGAUGUUUCUCCUUUUUUCCUACUGUAUGAGAACUCCUCUGCCCUUUGUUGCUUUCUUCCCCCUUAUCUGCUCUGUUUUCUAGCCCACCCACCUUUAAUCCAAAGACUCAGCUUAAAUGUACAGGCAUCCCGAGUGUGUAUUUGUAUGUGAGUGAUGAUGUCAAACACAGCUGGUAACACUUUCCUCUGGCCAUGGCUGCUGUUUACUUUGGAAUGUGAGCUGGCACCCAGGGCUCAUGCCCUUCUAUGGUGAAGGCUGUGUAAUGCCUGUGCCAGUCUCCUUGCUGCUAGGCUGGUUGGGGCAACCCCAGAGCUCUCAGAACAAAUUUAGAAGUGUUUUCCUAUACUGUCCCUAAAUUACUAUUAAACACUUUGAGAGCAAGGGCAGUCAUAGUUCCACGUGGCAUCUGUCAAAGUGCCGGGGCGCCCAGGAUUCUGCCAGUCCAUCUAAACAUGGGACCAAGCACACUGAGCGAAGGAAUACAGAACUGCUGGCCCUCGCCACUGCCUUGGAAAAGGUGAGCCCUGGGGCUGUGAGGAGCCAUCAAUUCAAUAAA
Trichechus manatus latirostris (Florida manatee) is the source of this 2342-nucleotide messenger RNA. It is a transcript of the gene TIMM22, whose product is annotated as translocase of inner mitochondrial membrane 22. Gene Ontology annotation, cellular component: TIM22 mitochondrial import inner membrane insertion complex. Gene Ontology annotation, biological process: protein insertion into mitochondrial inner membrane. Lineage: Eukaryota; Metazoa; Chordata; Mammalia; Sirenia; Trichechidae. The coding region runs from base 27 to 611 and encodes 194 amino acids. Gene Ontology annotation, molecular function: transmembrane protein transporter activity. The transcript is spliced from 4 exons. The record is from RefSeq and is a predicted model, not a curated record.